GAAGCUUUCCUCUUUUUCAUUGCCGAGUGAAGGACUAACAGAAGGAAUUACACAAUGCGACACAAUUUUUACCUGCUUUUUGCAAUAUUUGCCAUUGCUCUGCUCGGGAUUGUUUCCUUCAGGUUCACUUUCACCUGGCUCAGUAGUGGUGAGAAUGAUGUGCUGGAGAGCAACCCGAGUGUGGGAAAAAAACAAAAAAUGAAUACAGAUUUACGCUUUCCUGAGGGACUUAAAUAUAACCAGCCAGGAGUGACUAAUAGUCGGUCGGAUGUUGCCACAUUGACCCCAUGGUUAGCGCCAAUCGUUUGGGAAGGAACGUUUGAUCUGUCUGUGAUUGACGCCAUUUACUUACAAAAGAAUGUCACCAUUGCAGCCACAGUGUUCGCACUGGGGAAGUAUGUGCGUUUCUUGAAGGAUUUUCUGGAGUCGGCAGAGCAGAACUUCAUGGUGGGUUACCGUGUGCAUUAUUUCCUGUUUACGGAUCGCCCGGAUGAGGUUCCUAUAGUAACGCUGGGGGCGGGGCAUCAGUUGACCAAGAUAAAAACAGCUAGCUCAAACCGCUGGCAGGAAAUAACACUGCGCAGGAUGGAGAUGAUUGAAAAGCUCAUUGAGCAACAGCUUAUCAAUGAGGCUGACUACAUCUUCAGUCUCGAUGUUGACACCAAAUUCUAUGGGCACUGGGGGGCAGAGACUUUGGCUGAUAUAAUUGCUGUGCUGCACCCUGGGUAUUUCGGAACCCCUCGCCCACAAUUCCCAUAUGAGAGGCGUCCCGAAUCUGUGGCCUUCAUCCCCCCAGAGGAGGGAGACUAUUACUAUGGAGGAGCGGUGAUCGGAGGACGCACUGACAAUGUACUCAAGCUGACAAAGACAUGCCGCAUACAGCUGGACAUUGACCGAGCCAAUAAGAUUGAAGCGGCAUGGCAGGAGGAGUCUCACCUGAAUAAGUACUUCCUGUACAACAAACCCACCAAGGUGCUCUCACCUGAGUACCUGUGGCAGGACUUCAAACCCAAAACCAGCAACAUGAAAGUGAUCCGCUUCUCACAGGUGAUCAAGAACUACGCUGAGGUUCGACCCAAUCCAUAGAGCGCACCACUAACUCAGCCAGACUUAACCAGGUCUUCAAACAACAAACCGAAUCUCCUCAAAUCUCCUCUUAUGGGUUUCCUGUAGAAUAUAAAGGAGCUAAGCUAUUUGAUAAAUCUCCACACUUUAAAUUAACCACCGCUUGUUACUCACUUGCUACUUACUUACUCACUUGCUACUCACAUGUAUCCUGUUUUGAGUUUCAUUUAGCCAGAGAAGACACCUCUUACUACAGACAGUAACAGUAAGCAUCCUGAGAAGAGAAAAUGGAAUAAACAUCCUGAAAACUUCUCAGCAGCAAACAGAGAACAUCUGCAUACUGUUUAUUAAUGGAUUAGACAAAAAUAACAUUCCUGAAAUGUUUUGUAAAAGUGUGCUGUAAUAAUGAGCAUUAUGGGACAUUCCAUAAUAUUCCUUCCUAAUCCCAACCCUAACCCUAUCUCAGGCUGUUUAUUUAAAAAUCAUUUUAGGGAAUGACUUUAUUAAAAUGCAAUAUUAAAAUGAACUACUUUUA
Messenger RNA from Pangasianodon hypophthalmus (striped catfish), 1600 nucleotides. Its product is annotated as globoside alpha-1,3-N-acetylgalactosaminyltransferase 1. Gene Ontology annotation, cellular component: membrane; vesicle; Golgi apparatus. The record is from RefSeq and is a predicted model, not a curated record. Bases 55 to 1086 code for a protein of 343 amino acids. Gene Ontology annotation, biological process: carbohydrate metabolic process. The transcript is spliced from 7 exons. Gene Ontology annotation, molecular function: hexosyltransferase activity. NCBI's taxonomy places the organism in Eukaryota, Metazoa, Chordata, Actinopteri, Siluriformes, Pangasiidae.